AAAUGCACCUGCUCGCCUGGAUGGACUGGACACAACUGUCAGCAGGACAUAGAUGAAUGUACUGGAAAGCCUUGUCAACAUGGGCGCUGUCUGAACAAAGAUGGCGGAUUCACCUGUACCUACUCACCUGGAUGGACUGGAAAGAACUGUGAACAAGAUGUUGACGAGUGUGUGAGGAACCCUUGCCAGCACGGGACUUGUGUGAACAAAGAUGGUGGAUACACCUGUACCUGCUCACCUGGCUGGACUGGGCAGAACUGUCAGCAAGGCAUACAUGUAGAUGAAUGCAUCGAAACACCUUGUCAACAUGGACGCUGUGUGAACGAAGAUGGCGGAUACAAAUGUACCUGCUCACCUGGAUGGACUGGACAGAACUGCCAGCAAGACAUAGAUGAAUGUACUGAAAAACCUUGUCAACAUGGAACAUGUGUCAACAAAGAUGGCGGAUACACCUGUACCUGCUCGCCUGGAUGGACUGGACAGAACUGUCAGCAUGAGAUAGAUGAAUGUACUGAAAAUCCUUGUCAACAUGGACGCUGUGAGAACAAAGAUGGCGGAUACAAAUGUACCUGCUCACCUGGAUGGACUGGACACAACUGUCAGCAAGAGAUAGAUGAAUGUACUGAAAAUCCUUGUCAACAUGGGCGCUGUCUGAACAAAGAUGGCGGAUACAAAUGUACCUGCUCACCUGGAUGGACUGGACACAACUGUCAGCAAGAGAUAGAUGAAUGUACUGAAAAUCCUUGUCAACAUGGACGCUGUGAGAACCAAGAUGGCGGAUACAAAUGUACCUGCUCACCUGGAUGGACUGGACAGAACUGUCAGCAAGACAUAGAUGAAUGUACUGAAAAACCUUGUCAACACGGACGCUGUGUGAACAAAGAUGGCGGAUACAAAUGCACCUGCUCACCUGGAUGGACUGGACAGAACUGUCAGCAUGAUAUCAACGAGUGUGUGAGGGAACCUUGUCAGCACGGCGACUGUGUGAACAAAGAUGGCGGAUACACCUGUACCUGCUCACCUGGAUGGACUGGGCGGAACUGUCAGCAACACAUAGAUGAGUGUGCUACAAAACUAUGCCAACAUGGAACCUGUGUGAACAAAAACGGCGGAUACAAAUGCACCUGCUCACCUGGAUGGACUGGACAGAACUGUCAGCAAGACAUGGAUGACUGUACCCGGAAACCUUGCCAGCACGGAACCUGUGAGAACAAAGAUGGCGGAUACAAAUGUACCUGCUCACCUGGAUGGACUGGACAAAACUGUCAGCAAGACAUAGAUGAGUGUGCUACAAAUGUCUGCCAACAUGGACGCUGUGAGAACAAAGAUGGUGGAUACAAAUGUACCUGCUCACUUGGAUGGACUGGACAGAACUGUCACCAAGAUAUUGACGAGUGUGUGAGGAACCCUUGCCAGAUCGGGACUUGUGAGAACAAAGAUGGCGGAUACAAAUGUGCCUGCUCACCUGGAUGGACUGGACGGAACUGUCAGCAAGUUGACGGAUGUGCUAGGAACCCAUGCCAGCACGGGAUUUGUGUGAACAAAGAUGGUGGAUACAAAUGUACCUGCUCACCUGGAUGGACUGGACAGAACUGUCAGCAAGACAUAGAUGAGUGUGCCGGAAAUCCCUGUCAACAUGGAACAUGUAAGAACCAAGAAGGCGGAUACAAAUGUACCUGCUCACCUGGAUGGACUGGAAAGAACUGUCAGCAAGACAUAGACGAAUGUGUCGGGAAACCUUGUAAACAUGGACGCUGUGUGAACCAAGAUGGCGGAUACAGAUGUCGGUGCGAAAGGGGAUGGAGAGGACAGAACUGUGACCAAGACAUAAAUGAGUGUGCCACAAAUCCCUGUCAACAUGGAACAUGUAAGAACCAAGAUGGCGGAUACAAAUGUACCUGCUCACCUGGAUGGACUGGAAAGGACUGUCGGAAAGACAUAGAUGAGUGUGCCGGAAACCCUUGCCUACAUGGACGCUGUGAGAACCAAGAUGGUGGGUACACCUGUACCUGCUCAGCUGGAUGGACUGGAAAAGACUGUCAGCAAGGAAGCACCAGCCGUGGGCAACUGUAUAAGAGCCUGGGUUGCUUCAGGUACAAAUCUGACCCCGCCAUUCUGAUUCUCGAGAGGACAGACCCACGCCUAGACGACAACUACAGGCACCGUACCGACGCGAUUGAGAAGUGUUUCCAGGUGGCGCUUUCCCGUGGUUUUAACGUGUUUGCUCUCACGUUUGGCGGGUCCUGCUCUGGAUUAGCUUCUGGUCCCACCGUCUACACGAAGAACGGACCCCCCAGACACGGUUGUGCUGCGGACGGUACAGGCGGGAUUUUCGCACAUGAGGUCUACCAGAUCUUAGGUAAGACUCUGUAG
This is a messenger RNA of Branchiostoma belcheri (Belcher's lancelet), 2373 nucleotides long. RefSeq names its product fibropellin-1-like. Lineage: Eukaryota; Metazoa; Chordata; Leptocardii; Amphioxiformes; Branchiostomatidae. The record is from RefSeq and is a predicted model, not a curated record. The transcript is spliced from 20 exons. Gene Ontology annotation, molecular function: calcium ion binding. The annotation marks the transcript as partial.